AUGGAUUAUUUACGGACACUGGGCUCUGCUGCCGUCUCGUCUCUGGUUCAGAAAUCUGGCUUAAAUCUUCCUUUCACAUUAGCGGGCAAGGUCGACGAUGGUAGCAACGAGAUAUGGUCAUUAUAUGACGGAACCAAGAGGGACGAUGGCAGCCCCGUAUCUGUUUUUGAAUUCGACGCGAACUCGUCGUCGAAGAGGAACCUCAUACCCCUAGCUAAGAACGCCCUACGAAAGCUACGAGCUACUCGCCAUCCCGACGUACUGAAGUUCAUGGAUGCAGUGGAAACUGAUACCACAGUUCAUAUUAUGACCGAGCGUAUACGACCCCUGAAAGCUGCAUUGCAAACGUGGUCGUCCAAAAGUCAGCGGGAACGGGAAGAGUGGCUUCUAUGGGGCUUACACAGAAUCACGGUUGCAUUGGCCUUCGUGAACGGCCCCUGUGCGUCUACUCACGGCAAUGUUCGUGUCCAAUCUAUCUUCAUAUCACCAUCCGGGGAGUGGAAAUUGGGUGGGUUCGAGGCUUUGAGCAAUCACAAAGACGACAUGAACGGAUACUACGUAUGUAGCUCAUCCUUGCCUGAAUCCAUGAAGUAUGCGUCCCCCGAGGUCAAGAAAGGCGGAUGGAUGGUCCUGAAGGACCAUGAUCCAGGAGUACUGGAUAGCUACGCUCUCGGUAUCCUGCUGAACUCCCUCUUCAACCCAUCCUUCCCCCUUCCGCCGACCACCGACCCUCCUCAUCCUCCUCCGCCUGCUUCCUCACAAGGCGCCGUCCCCUCAGCUUUAUUUCCCUCAUACAAGCGUCUUCUUAAUCCGAAUCCCAGGGGUCGAUUGACUUCUAAGGGAUUCUUAGAUUUAGGAAUGGCUGAGACGGCUGGUGAAGGCUCCGGCUUCUUUGCGAAUAACAACCUCGUAAAGAUUUGUGCAGGGCUCGACAACUUCAAUUUAUCGAGUGAUACGGAAAAAUCAACAUUCCUACGGCGAGUGAAUAUGUCUGCCUCUUCGUUUCCCCCGGAAUUCGCCACCGGUCGUGUUCUACCUUCAUUAAUAUCUGCCUUAGAGUUUGGUGGGGCGUCAGCAGCUACCAUCUUACCGUUGGUCCUACAGAUGGGGAAGAAUGUUGCACCAGCAGAUUAUUCUACUCAAAUUAUCACACCGCUGGUCAAACUAUUCGCCAGUCCUGAUCGUGGUACGCGUAUGGCUUUGAUCGAUCACAUGAAUGAAUACGCAGACAAGUUGGACAAGAAGACAGUCACAGAUAAAAUAUGGCCUAACCUGCAAACUGGGUUUACAGACACUGUCGCCGUAAUCCGUGAAGCCACCGUACGAUCAAUCAUACUCCUUGCGCCAAAUUUUAGCGAUCGAAUUAUGAACAACGAUCUCCUUCGCCACCUCGCCAAAAUGCAAUCCGACCCCGAGCCAUCCAUACGGACCAACACGUGCAUUCUCCUUGGUCGACUAGGUCCAAAUCUGGGUUAUAACACGAAACGCAAGGUUCUAGUACCUGCAUUUUCGCGAGCUUUGAAGGACCCCUUUGUCCACGCUCGUGUGGCCGGGUUAAUGGCUUUCAUGGCCACUAUUGAUUGUUAUGAAGAAGAAGAGCUGGCAACCAAAGUAUUACCCAGCGUCAGCCCCUCGAUCGUGGAUAAGGAGAAGUUGGUGCGCGAUCAGGCUUUUAAAGCCGUCGAACUCUUUCUGAAGAAGCUAGAAUCAUAUGUUGCCACAUUGGUAUGCUGCCUUCCUUUGCUGGCGCAAGACGUUAACAUAUAG
Messenger RNA from Gloeophyllum trabeum ATCC 11539, 1767 nucleotides. Its product is annotated as ARM repeat-containing protein. Lineage: Eukaryota; Fungi; Basidiomycota; Agaricomycetes; Gloeophyllales; Gloeophyllaceae. Gene Ontology annotation, biological process: tRNA export from nucleus; protein phosphorylation. Gene Ontology annotation, molecular function: protein kinase activity; ATP binding. Bases 1 to 1767 code for a protein of 588 amino acids. The transcript is spliced from 9 exons. The record is from RefSeq and is a predicted model, not a curated record. Gene Ontology annotation, cellular component: cytoplasm.